UAACAUAAUCAAUUACCAAUUCUUUGUCCUCCUUUUCAAAAGUGACAUAUAACAACAUAUAUUAGAAUCGGGAGAACAAAGAAUUACACGUUCCAUGAAAAGGUCAAAGAAAACUAGAACACAAGAAAUGAUAUAAAAAAUCUAACUCAUGUUUGCACAUUAAUUGAACGUUUAUAUUAUUCAUUUAUUGUUAAUUAUAAUGUAUAAUAGUUAAAUUUGAGGGCAACCUUGGAAUAUUAAAAGUGCAUGAGGGUAUAUGGGUAAAAUCUCAUCAAAGAUUUAUGCCAUAUUCCAAAUCCCACAUCAACAUGUGGGAUUUAUAAGUCCGUGGGGUCCACGGAUUCGGACCCUUAAAAUUCGUGGGCCCCACGGAUUUGGUCUCCAAAAAAGGUGCAAGCAAACAACGGAUUGUACCUAAAUCCUUGAUAGUUGAUUUUUUGGUACCAAAUCCAUGUACCAUAUCCUUGAAGCAAACGACCCCUAAAUCAUUACUUGUUGUUGGUCGAAAUUGUCCAAAUUUUUCUUAUGGCGGCUAUAUACAGGUCUCGGUUGCUCAUUAAAGAAAUUGACUGGCAUUACGAGCCUCGUAUACUUGCAGAUAAGUUAUCUUCUCCGUAGCAAUGCUACUCUCUUUAGGUUUUGGAGGAUAUAGUAUAAUAGGGGUUUUUUUUUUAUCUUUACAAUUUCAAACGCUCAUUCGACAAAUUUGGGAUGCGAAGAUCUCUUAUACUAUUGAAGUUAUGCAUUAAGGUUGUCUCUAUUUAGCUAACCAAGGACAUUUCAUCUAGUUUUGGCACAAUGAGUCAAACUUUUCAUAUUGGUUCUUGUAUGACACUAUGAAUAUUUUUUCAAUCUUUUUUAAUUGAAAUAUCAAGUAAAUGCACCUUUUUAGCACUCAUUUUCUAAGAAAUUGUAUCUUACUCAUUUUAGUCCCGUCAAUUUUCAAUUUUCAACCACCCACGGUAAAAAUGAGUAGCAGUCUCCUACGAAUACAAUUUUGAUAUCUUGCUAACAGACGCCUUGUGAGAACGCACGGCGUGGACAAUCAUAUAAUUAGAUCAAAGCAGUUGCAAUUACAAAAUCGUCACCACCUCAAUUCAGCGAUCACAAAAUCUCACUAUGUACUCGUGAACACCAUAGCGCGAGAUCGCUACCUGUACACACACAGUAAACCUACUAAAUUAUUGUUGUAUCACUGUCUCAGUUCUUGUCGAAGUGGUUAGUCCAUUGUUAUAAUUACCACUAAAUGCUCACCAUAUAAAUACACAGCUGAUGGCUACUGGUUUAGGUGCAGUUCACCAUCAAGCAAAAAGGGACAUCUCCUCCAAUGGUUUUGACUUCACCCAAGUCUUUACUCUAACUGAUCAAGCAGAUCAGAACAGAGACUCGACCACGUUUUAUCCGACUUUUGCAGGCCAGCAGUAUUCAUGUGGUGAAAAGACUAAAGAACAAACAAGUUGGAAGUUGAUAUUUGUAUAUAAUAUUACUACCUGGUCAAGGAUCGAUGGCCACAGCCAUGAACAGUAGCGGGGAAGAAGAAAGAAAGAAGGAAGAAGAAUCGUUGCUGUUGUAGUCCAAGUGGGUUGCUGGUGGCUGAAUUGGACUUCCAUGGAGGGGAAAGGAAAGGCCCUGCGGGCUGCGUCGGUGGACAGAGGUUUCCCACAUGUUUGGAUGCAGUGACGAAGUUAGGAUUUAGAGCGAUGAGGGGGCGCGGAUUAGAACUCUGGUCGGGUUUUAGUUUAGGGUUGUUAAUGAGCUGGAGUUGGUUGAGGAGUGGUUCGUCGUUUGACAAAUUGUUCGAUUAAAGAAAAACUCGACUCGAACCCUAGUUGAAUUUCAGUUUAGGGUUGUUGUUAAUGAGUUGAUCGGUUUAGAAGCGGUUGGUCGUUCGAUUCGGGGAAAAAAAAAGACGAGUCUAAACAAAAAAAAUAAAACCUCAACUUCACUCGAUUCAUUAGUAGCCUUAAUCCGGUUAGACACGAAGUCAAAUCUCUAUCAACCAACUACUAAUUGACCACAAAACCCAAAUUGACAGAACGGCCCAUGACUUUAAUUGACUAAUGACUAUCGACCCACUGAGCUAAUCGCUCCAUACUUCCAUUACUUUUACUCCAUAAUUUCCCCUUGUUUUCUCUUUUUCCGGAAUGCGUUAGGGUGAUUACUCAAUGUGUAAUCACCGUGGCUACUAAAAUCUACAUCAUUUAUUAUCUCUAUUUCAUCCUAAUUUUAAUUUGACGAUGAAGAUUAGAUUAAGGGUAAUUUUGAGAAUAAAAAAAUACCACACCUGAUUUUUAUCCUUUAACAAAUUAAUUUCUAUAUAUUAUAUAAUUAAACCCUACUCCAACCCCAUUCUCUAUCUCCGUCAACGCCUCUCCUGUUGGUGGUUCCCUUCCUCCGUUGGCGGCGGCCGUCCUUCCAAAGGCGACCACCCUCGGCCAACCUCCCACUGCCGGCGGCCACCCCUCCACUCCGGCUACCCUCGCCCACUGCUCUCUCUCACACUCUCCUCUCUCUCUCUCUCUCUCUCUCUGGGAAACGACUGUGGCUGGAAAAUGUAGGAUGAAUAAAAACCCUAGAUUUGAUUUUUUUCGCAUUGGUAGUGAUUUUUUUUUGUAGUGGUAGUGUCUUUUUGCAUUGGUAUUGUUUUUUCCUCAUUGGUAGUAACUUUUUCGUAAUGGUAGUGUUGUUUCGCAUUGGUAUUGUUUUUUUCUGCAUUGGUAUUGAUUAUCAUGUAAGUGUAUUGCUUUUAGUGAAAUGGUAGUUUUCUUAUUCUGUAGUGGUAGUGUUUUUCACAUUGUUAUUAUUUUAUUUUUAUUUUUGCAUUGAUAUUGAUUAUCAUGUAAUGGUAUUGAUUUGCAUGUAUUGAUAUUGAUAAAUCUGCAAUGGUAUUAGUGUUUUGUGAAAUGGUAGUGUUCUUAUUUCACGAAUGGUAUUGAUGUUUUAUGCAUUGAUAUAUUCUUUAAUGGAUUGAUAUUAUUUUAUUGUUGCAACAAUAGUAGUUCGACUGAACGAAAACAAGGAAAAUAUUGAAAAAAAAGAAGAAGAGAGAUAUGGCAGGAGAUUGUGGAAGUGAGAGAAAGAGAGCGAAAAUUGUAAUUAAUAUAUUUUUGAAACUUCCUAGAAUGUAAUUUGUUAAAAAAUGUAAUUAAUAAUUUUUUUGUCAUACCCAAUUUGCUCUUAGUAACCACGGUGAUUACUACUGUCCCUUUUUUUCCAAUCCAUAAUUCCUAUUUAUACGAGAUUGCUUUCUCGUCUUCUAUUAAACUUUGAUUAUAAAAAAAAAGUUGAUAAACUUUUCAAUAUUGGGGUUUUUCAGAGAAAUAUACUAUAGUUACAAAUACAAUAUUUUGACUUUCGUCAACUCUACAUAAAUUUAUAUAAAAAAGAAGCUGAAUAUACUUAACAUUUUUGU
Messenger RNA from Linum trigynum, 3412 nucleotides. The record is from the annotation of a GenBank genome assembly. NCBI's taxonomy places the organism in Eukaryota, Viridiplantae, Streptophyta, Magnoliopsida, Malpighiales, Linaceae.